AUGAAAAUAUCCGUCAAUGAUCAACAAAUCAAUUGUGAUGAUUCGGAGGAAAAUUUUUGUUCAAAAAAAUCGUCUUAUCAAAAAAGAAACAAUUGUUCUUCGGAUGAUGAUCAGCAAAAAUCAUUCGUAAUUCAGCCAGAUAAUUCUCAACAAUUCAUCGGUUGUCAAAUUAUUCUCGUCAAUCAUCGUCAAAGAAUUUAUGGUGAAGAGAUCAGUUCAUACCUUAAAAAUCAUGGUUUAACAACAUCAAUUCUUGUUAUUAGAGAAGAUUAUUCAUUACAUAAAGCAAUUAACGAUGCAAUAGAACAAAAAUCUCUCUAUGGAAUUAUUAUUUUACCGAUGCAUGAAGAGCGACGUUCAGCUUCGUUUCAUAUUCUUCAUGGACAAAUCGAAGAACAUCGAAAUUUGAAAUUGGAAGAUGGUUAUGAAUUAAUUCUCAACAAUUAUUCGAUGUUUAAACAAAAAUCUUGUCAAAUAUCAACGAUUCAGGAUAAACUUCCAUUAUCGACAUUGUUGUGUCUUUUAGCUGAUGGAAGACAAUUGACUUUAGAUGAAAUUGAUCGUGUUCUUAUUUAUUUACUUGAAAAAAAAUCUUACAUGUUGAAUUUACCAACAGGCAAAUUACCACCAUUACCUGUACAAUAUGCAAAUUAUCAAAAAGAUUCUUCAUCGAAUGAAUUAUCUCCAACGUUAAUCGAACAAAUUCGUGAGAUAUUCAAUACAAAUCUGAAGAAAACAUAUUCAACAUCAUCUUUAUCACAAUCGAUAUCAAAUUGUCCAACAGUUGAUAAUUCAACUGCAAUUUUUCAAGCAUAUGCACAAUUCAAAGAAAUUCCACCAUUGAUGAGCAUCAAUCAUCAACAAAUCAGAAAAUAA
This is a messenger RNA of Adineta ricciae, 876 nucleotides long. NCBI's taxonomy places the organism in Eukaryota, Metazoa, Rotifera, Eurotatoria, Adinetida, Adinetidae. The record is from the annotation of a GenBank genome assembly.